CAUGCGGGCGGUGGAAGAAGCGUACUCGAAGCAAGCAAAUGGGGAGAAAUGCGAGAAUAUAUGUAUGUGGAUGGCUUAUGAAUGUGACGAAAGCCUAUGGUACAGCAGCAGAGCGGCAGAGCACUCGAGUCGGGAUGGGCGAGCGAAGGGAGGAGGCCAGCGGGGGCCGCGAGGGAGAGAAGGAAAGAAGAUAUUGAUGUUGCGCGCCGGGCAGGGAACGCAUGAGGGUGCAAUUGUUUGGACCAGGCGGCAGCGGGCGACGGACGCAAGGGCGCCGGACAGCAGCUGAAUAUGUAAUUGUGUAUGCGUGCGAGGUAUGGAAUGGACGUGGGUUGUGGAGCGAUGGCGGGCGAGAGGGCGUGUAGCAGAAAAACGGCAGAGAGCCAGGCCGGAGGCCGG
This is a messenger RNA of Periconia digitata, 399 nucleotides long. The record is from the annotation of a GenBank genome assembly. Lineage: Eukaryota; Fungi; Ascomycota; Dothideomycetes; Pleosporales; Periconiaceae.